AGUCACCUCCACCACAUGGAACCAGGAAAUGAUACACGGAUUUCAGAAUUUCUUCUUCUGGGAAUUUCACAGGACCCAGAACUACAGCCCCUCAUACUGGGGCUUUUCCUCUCCAUGUACCUGAUCACUGUGUUUGGAAACCUGCUCAUCAUCUUGGCUGUCAUCUCAGACCCCCACCUCCACACCCCCAUGUACUUCUUCCUCUCCAACUUGUCCUUUGUAGACAUCUGUUUCACCUCCACCACCAUCCCAAAGAUGCUGUGGAACAUCCAGACCCAGAGCAAAGUCAUCACCUAUGAAGGCUGCAUCACACAGAUCUACUUUUUCUUACUCUUUGCUGCACUGGAAAACUUUCUUCUUGCUGUAAUGGCCUAUGACCGCUUCGUGGCCAUCCGCCGCCCCCUGCACUACACAGUCCUCAUGAACCCCCGGCUCUGUGGACUGCUGGUUCUGGUGUCCUGGAUGAUGAGUGUCCUGAAUUCCUUGUUACAAAACUUAAUGGUGUUGUGGCUGUCCUUCUGUAUUGAACUGGAAAUCCCCCACUUUUUCUGUGAAAUCAAUCAGGUGGUUCGGCUUGCUUGUUCUGACACUUUUCUUAAUGACAUGGUGAUGAAUCUUGCAGCUGGGAUGCUGGGUGGUGCUUCCCUCUCUGGGAUCCUUUACUCUUACUCUAAGAUAGUUUCCUCCAUAUGUGGAAUCUCAUCAGCUCAGGGGAAGUAUAAAGCAUUUUCCACCUGUGCGUCUCACCUCUCAGUUGUCUCCUUGUUUUACUCUACAGUGUUAGGAGUGUACCUUAGCUCUGCUGGAACCCACAGCUCACAGUCAAGUGCAACCGCCUCAGUGAUGUACACCGUGGUCACCCCCAUGCUGAACCCCUUCAUCUACAGUCUGAGGAACAAAGACAUAAAGAGGGCUCUGAAAAGAAUCAUUGGGGUGCCAGUUAUAUAA
Camelus dromedarius (Arabian camel) is the source of this 948-nucleotide messenger RNA. RefSeq names its product olfactory receptor 7A17. Bases 16 to 948 code for a protein of 310 amino acids. Gene Ontology annotation, molecular function: G protein-coupled receptor activity; olfactory receptor activity. Gene Ontology annotation, cellular component: plasma membrane. Gene Ontology annotation, biological process: G protein-coupled receptor signaling pathway. The transcript has a single exon. The record is from RefSeq and is a predicted model, not a curated record. NCBI's taxonomy places the organism in Eukaryota, Metazoa, Chordata, Mammalia, Artiodactyla, Camelidae.